UACAAUAUCGAUAAAUAUAUCAGUUAAUUGACAGAUCAAUGUUUUGUAUCUUCAAUUUGACAAUUGGAAUUUUUAUUUAUAUAAAGAUUUUUGAAGAUACAGUCUGCGCUUCAAGUAGAUUCAAAUGCGAGAUUCGAGUUGGGUUCACGUGGAAUUCACCAGAUGACGCUGCAUUCGAACGAAAGCCUAUAAGUAAACAAGUAUAUAGGUGACAGUUCGACACGUGCUAUUAGUUUUCUUGAAUAAAUUUGUAUUCAAUAUGUCGUCAAACGAAAUGGAAGUAGACGAUGAAACUGAGACGAAGCCAAAACAUUUCCACGAGUUAGAAUUAGACGACAGAAUACUAAAGGCCAUUGCAAAAUUAGGUUGGCUAGAACCUACAUUGAUACAAGAGAAAGCAAUACCAUUAUUGAUGGAAGGAAAAGAUAUUUUGAUUCGAGCACGCACGGGAUCUGGUAAAACAGCGGCAUUUGCUAUACCGCUUAUUCAGAAGAUUCUGUCGAACAAACGAAUGCAAAUGAAACAGGAAACUAAAGGUCUGAUCGUAGCUCCGAGCAAAGAAUUAUGUAAACAAAUACAUGAUGUGGUAGUUAGCUUAACAAUAAAAUGCAGCAGAGAAGUAAAAGUGGUCGAUAUCAGUGCACAAGUAGAUUUAAUUGCACAGAAACCAUUGUUAGCAGAGAAACCUGAUAUUGUUGUUGGCACUCCAGGCAGAUUAUUGCAGCAUUUAAAAGCUGGCAACAUGAAGUUGAAACGUUCUCUAGAAACAUUGAUAAUUGACGAGGCUGACUUGAUAUUUUCAUUUGGAUACGAGGAUGAAAUAAAAGGUGUGUUGCAAUACUUACCCAAUGUAUACCAAGCAGCUUUAGCUUCUGCAACCCUGUCUGAAGAUGUUGUAACUCUUAAAAAAUUGGUGCUUCAUAAUCCAGCAAUAUUAAAGCUAGAGGAACCUCCAUUAGCUCCACUGUCUCAGUUAACUCACUACAGUCUUGCUGCAGAAGAAAACGAUAAAGCUGCUAUUCUAUAUGCUUUACUCAAAUUGACUUUAAUUAGGGGAAAGACUAUCAUUUUUGUAAAUACAGUAGAUAGAUGUUAUAAAUUAAAGUUGUUUUUAGAACAGUUCGGUAUACCUACCUGUGUCUUAAAUUCUGAAUUACCAGCAGUUUCGAGAUGCAGAGCGGUCACUCAAUUCAACUCCGGAACGUACGACAUUAUAAUAGCAUCCGAUGAAAAAUCUUUGGAAGAACCUCAUGUAGUGAAAGUUAAAAAAGGAAAACGAAAGAAAGAUAAAGAAUCUGGUGUAGCACGCGGCAUAGAUUUUCAAUUUGUGUCCAAUGUGAUCAAUUUUGACUUUCCACUGGAUGUAAACUCGUAUAUUCAUAGAGUUGGACGUACCGCACGAGGCAAGAACCAGGGGACAGCAUUGAGUUUUAUAGCGAUAAAAGAAAGACCUCUUCUUGAUAACGUUGAGGAACAAUUAAAACAUUGUUACAAUAGCGAUAAAUUGUUCAAGACGUACCAAUUCAAAUUAGAAGAAGUUGAAGGUUUUCGGUAUCGAGCAAAAGAUGCUUGGAAAGCAGUAACAAGAAUAGCCGUUCGCGAAGCACGCUUGAAAGAAAUAAAACAAGAGGUAUUGACUUGUGCGAAAUUGAAAAGCUAUUUUGAAGACAAUCCAAGAGAUUUACAAUCGUUGAGGCAAGACAAAGCACUGCAUACUGUAAAAUUACAACCACACCUGAAAGAUGUGCCCGAGUACAUAGUCCCACCCACUUUGAAAAGACUCGUAGGUAUGGGUAAAAGAAAAAGAAAAUUUGACAGAGAGGCCGCAGGAUCCAGAUCUACCGCUACGCAGUCGAAAUACCAAGCACGCGCAUCGAAUCCUCUAGUUAGUUUACAAAUACGUAAAUAAAAAAAUUUUACGCUAAUGUACCUUGUAUAAUAUGUUACGAAUAAAAUAAUGUAAAAGGUAAUUACAAAUUAGGAUCAACUUUCGAAUUAGAAAGGGAGGAAAUGGUUUAUAGGAUUAUGAAAAUAAAAAUAAACCCUUUGUUUAAUCUAA
Hylaeus volcanicus is the source of this 2059-nucleotide messenger RNA. It is a transcript of the gene Hlc, whose product is annotated as probable ATP-dependent RNA helicase DDX56. The transcript has 6 exons. The record is from RefSeq and is a predicted model, not a curated record. NCBI's taxonomy places the organism in Eukaryota, Metazoa, Arthropoda, Insecta, Hymenoptera, Colletidae. Bases 260 to 1909 code for a protein of 549 amino acids. Gene Ontology annotation, cellular component: nucleolus. Gene Ontology annotation, molecular function: nucleic acid binding; RNA helicase activity; ATP binding.